Molecule: messenger RNA, 3175 nt
Organism: Cephus cinctus (wheat stem sawfly)
Lineage: Eukaryota; Metazoa; Arthropoda; Insecta; Hymenoptera; Cephidae
Exons: 4
Coding region: 117-1757 (546 amino acids)
Cellular component (GO): extracellular matrix
Source: RefSeq, a predicted model, not a curated record
AGUUCAUCGAGUUCGGCUGAUAUGGUGACAUUCUGUAAAAUUUCUCGGUGUGAUCUCUGCUUUUUUCUAGUGACUUUUUUUGCAUAGGUACGUUUUCAAAGGCAGCAGGAAUUUUCAUGGAAGGCAGGAUGAAGUUGUUGGUAACGAUGUGUUUUCUGAUGGCGUGCCACUACAGUUACGGCCAAAGCUCGCAAACCACGUCGAGCUUACGAAGCCCCGCCAUUGUUAGGGAGCCUUCUAAUCAGCAAGUGGCUAACGAACACCGGAACACGCUACUCGAUUACGUAAAUCCGACAGAAAAAGGAAACGGGUUGCCCAGGGCGAAUGGAAAAUUGGGUACACCCCUGUUGGGUCAUGCGGACAGAAUUGUCGAAUCCGAAAUUAAAAAACUGAACGCAGAAAAAGAGAGAACAAAAAAUGAGGCAAUUUCAAAAAGCACUAAUCCGCUUUAUUCGAGGACCAACUCGAGGGAAGAAUUAUUGCGAGAAAAUCAGGAUGAGGAUAAUAGUACAAAAAAUUUACUAGAAAACAGAGAAAGGCAUAUCGGUCAUCUAGGGAUUUUUGAUCCUAGAAACGUACCUCAUCAGCAGUCAACUAACAUGAGACCUGCCCGAAGUUAUUUUUUGGAAUUGUACGACACGAAGGAUUUUUUUAAACCUACAAGGAACAGGAGAUUGUACGAGACUGAUAAAAAUUUGCAAAAUCAAAUUCGCAAUUAUAACACCAGAUACGGUGCCCCGCGAUACGGUAAUCAGCAACCCUUUAAAAACCCUUUGAUCGACAAUUUACAAUUAAGAAAUUCCGACGGAUUUAAGCGGACUAUAAGAAACUCGCAAAUUGUUGAAAACAAUCUAAAACGUCCUGCGAAAUCUUUAAGUAUAUCGCAGAAUAACAAUGAGUUUCGUCCGAGUCCUGAAAUACAGGAAGCGGAACAAGACAAUUCUGCACGACUAUUCAGGGUGAAUCCCGCACAGAUAAAUGCACUGCAGGGAGUUUUCGACAAUGCCAAAAUCUUGGACGAUGGUCUAAUAAAAAAAUUAUCUUUUCGCGAACCACGAAUUAUUGUUCAACGUACCAACAAUCAUCCAGCUAAUUAUGUAGAUUCUAAUAGUGAAACGAGAACAGUGCAGGAAUUGGUGAAUCUGAUUGGUCAGAAUCCAGAGCAACAAUUGCAAGGAUUGAAUAUACUUCUUGGUCCAGGUCAGCAAAUUUUUGCGAAUGAACAUCCCAGAGAAAUAAUUCCUGUGAGCGAAGUCCCAGUGCCUUACGAGCAAACAUUUGUGACGCCACUGCCAGCAGAAACUCCAGGAUCUCCAAAUACGAUCUAUCAGGAAGGUACUUUAGAUUAUUCGCAGAGCAACAACGACCAUUCAGGUUACAAGCCCAUCGGGCACACUGGAAUACAGAAGGGAGUGGUCAAUUUCACAAAUGGUCAGACCGCGCCACCUGUAUGGAUUGAAGAAGGUGACCUACCCGAUGGCAAAGUGGAUUUCGAAAAAUCCAAAAAUGACGGGAGAGAGGAUCCUUCAUCUGAAAAAGAUUACGAGCAGUACGCCAGUAAAUAUUCUUUUGGCUAUCACGUGACCGAUCCCGAUACCGGAAACGACUUUAGCCACCAUGAGAAACGAGAUGGGGACAUCACGACCGGAAGAUACCACGUGCUACUGCCAGACGGAAGGAUUCAAAGUGUCAAUUACCACGUGGACGACAAGGGUUAUCACGCCAAAGUGUCUUAUCGACUGAACCGAGGAGAUUGAAACGUUAUCAAAAUUAACUCUACGUUGUUAUAAAUCGAACGUCCAUAUCUGUCCAAUAUCAAAAUUCAAUCGCCACGUACACGGUUAGAAGGAGUGGACACGCGUCGGUAACAAAGAUAUUUUUGAAAUUUAGUACCUAAAAGUGAAAUUCCUAAAAUUAUUAAAAUCAUAAAUUGACGUUGAAGAUUUUUCUUUAUCUGAGUAAAAUCGUUCUAAUGACAGAUGAUUAUUUAAUUCAAUUUUCUGUAUAGACUUUUCUUAACGUACUGGAAAGCAUUCACUGAUUUACACGCUACUCGGCUGAAGGUAGCAAACUCGCAAAAUGCUAAAGGAACAAAAUACCUAGAUAUUCAAGUAGUAAUCUGUAUACGUACAACGAUCAAGUGAAUCAAGUUGUUACUACGUAGCGACUGUAGUGGUUUAUUUGCAGAACCUCAAAAGACUCGCUUUACGUUUGAAUUAUAGACUUUUGAAUAUGAUAAAAGAGCAAGCUCACUGGGCAGCCUUUAGCGACCUACUCUAAUCUCUAAAGCCUUUAUAGAAGUGUAGUACGAAAUUUACCUAGAAUCGGAUCUCGACUGCUUUUGAUAUGAGGAUGUGUACUCCUGGAUAGGAGCUUAGAUAUAUUUAAGCGCAUUUGAGGUCUGAGCAGAUAUUAGGUAACUAGUGCUGGUUUUGAUCUGGGUAAUAAAUCCCUCUUAUCACGUUAGGUCGAAAUCUACUUAUUGGAGCUGACGAUACCAAAAUAUACAACCUAUAGUGCCCCAGACCUCCAUAAUAUGGACUUUUGAUGACAAGUUCAAUAGUGAAUUAUGGGCAUGUGAAAUUUUGGUAUUCUAUACAGCGAUCCUCUUUUUUAUAAAAAUCUAGAGAAUUUUGUUUCCUAAUCGCUGAUCCAUGUCAGUACCGUUUUCGUGCUAUGCUUAUAAUCAUAAAGGAACGCUGGCUGACAAAUGUACAACCAUUGAAUGUAACUGUAGUUGAAGGUUGAAGGAGCUCCAGAUCGUAGGGCAAGUAAAUGAGACUCCAGUGAUAAGGGUAGAAACUUGAAAGGGUGGAUAAGGGAUUCCAAGAAGGAUAGAAGGAUGUAGGUCGCUCCAAGGAAGUAGACCAUGAUAUCACUUACUUUGAGAAACUACUAGCAACCGCAGAGUAGGUCCUGCAUCCUUGAAAGGUUGAAGGUAGUAGGUUUCCGAGUAGGUUGCCUGUAGUUGAAUCCCAUGGAAAUCAGACACAUUCCAUCCCCAUAAAUAUACCAUCCCUCGUGUGUGUAUAUAUAUAUAUAUAUAUAUAUACAUAUUGGCAUGAGGAAGCAAUAGGUCCCUUGGCUUUUCGAAUUCACUUUAAACGCGUGCCAAUGGACUUGAGGUCUAAGUCUUAUUUAUAGUGAUUUUUCUUUAGGCGAUUUUCCAAAUAAG